AUGGACAAGAACAAACUUACUAUAUUAGUGUUGUUUGAUUUGAGUAAGGCUUUCGACUAUGUUGAUCCCAAAAUCAUAUUGAUUGCGUUAUUUGAGCUUGGAUUUUUAGUGGAAACAAUUAUUUGGUUUUUUUCCUACCUAUCAAACCGUUCUCAGUCAAUAUUGAAUGAUCUUGGGACUCCGAUUCAGCUCCUCAGAACUUCAUCUGGUGUUCCUCAGGGUUCUGUUCUCGGCCCAAUCUUGUUUCUGAUUGUCAUGAAUUCUGUAGCCAGAUGGCUAGUGUAUUGCAAUCAUGGUCUGUUUGCUGAUGACAAAUAUAUCUAUCUACACUUCUUUUUAUAUCAGCUACAAGAAGCAGUCAGACAGGUCAACUCUGAUGCACAAUCAGUUGCGGAUUGGGCAAAGAAGCAUGGCUUGGAGAUAAACUUGUCCAAGACCAAAGCUAUGAUCUUGGGCUCAAAUAGUAAGCUGAGGCAACUGAGUAAUUUUGAUCUGCCACCCAUUGCUAUAGAUGGUGUCAUAAUUCCUUAUGUCGAUACUACCAAGUGCUUAGGAUUACACAUCAGCAGGAACCUGAGUUGGAAUCAUCAUGUCCAGCAAGUAGUAAGCAAAGUAAACUCAGCUCUGCACUCUCUCAAAGUUCGAAAGAACAUCUUUUCAACUGACAUAAGAAAAUUUUUAGUAUCAGCUACCAUCUUACCACUUGCUGACUACUGUUCCGUCGUACUGGUAGACUCAACAUCUGAAAAUGAUUGGAAACUUCAGCGUGCAAUAAAUUGCUCAAUUAGAUUCAUUUUUAAUCUUAGAAAAGAUGAGCAUAUAACGCCUUAUCGACGAGAAUUGGGAUGGCUCUCUGUGAAAUAUCGUAGAAUGUAUUUCAUGAGUUGUUAUUUCUUUAAGCUACUUCAAGUUGGUAAACCCAAAUACCUACGAGAUUUUUUUAUUGAGGAGACUGGAGUCAGACGCUCAGAUAGGUUAGCAACCAAAAAACACUCUCUUUACACGUUUCCGCGUUUUGCUACGAUCUUCAUGGAGCGGUCAUUCCAAGUGAGUGUAAUACGCUUGUGGGAAGAACUACCUGAAGAGAUUGUCAACUCAUCUAGUCUUGAAGUAUUCAAAAAUAAAAUUUUUGACCAUUUGUUGAAUUUGGAUCAUUAA
Messenger RNA from Cotesia glomerata, 1158 nucleotides. RefSeq lists its product as uncharacterized. The record is from RefSeq and is a predicted model, not a curated record. The coding region runs from base 1 to 1158 and encodes 385 amino acids. The transcript has a single exon. Lineage: Eukaryota; Metazoa; Arthropoda; Insecta; Hymenoptera; Braconidae.